Messenger RNA from Apodemus sylvaticus (European woodmouse), 806 nucleotides. RefSeq lists its product as uncharacterized. The record is from RefSeq and is a predicted model, not a curated record. The transcript is spliced from 4 exons. Lineage: Eukaryota; Metazoa; Chordata; Mammalia; Rodentia; Muridae. Bases 1 to 699 code for a protein of 232 amino acids.
AUGGUUGGCCUGGCCAGACUGAGGCCGGGACCUCCCAAGUGGCGGCCGGGACUCUGGAGCGUCGAAGUCCGCGUCUCCCAGCCUCCCCCAACCCCCUUUCUCUCCUCUGUCGACUUUGCAAGCUUUUCCUCCUGGGUCUGUGCUUUCCUCACUCCCCAGCUCAGAAAGGAACUGAAGGGAGAAACAAGGCGAAAGGGGGCGGGGCAGAAAGGAAGAAAGAAGGAAAAGAGCCUCAGGCCCUGGCCCAGAGUCAAAUGGGCGUCGAGAACACAGGCCUGGCCCUCGGCCGGCGGCCGGGGACUGCGACAGCCGCUUCCUCUGGAUCCUGGGCUUUCUACUUCCGCUCUUUUCUUGGAUGAAUUCCUCCGGGCUCCGAGCAUUGGCUUCCCACAGGAACUCCAACCAUCUGGAAACAACAACAACAACAAAACAAAAACAAAAAACAAAAAAGCAAAGCAAGCAAACAAACAACAAAAACAAAACAGGACCACCAAAGGGGGAAAUUUAAAGGAGAGAGAAACCAUGAAGAGAGAACCGAAAAAACGCAAAAACACGAAAUUUAAGACUGAUUUAGUGUCAGUCUCUACUAAUAAUGGUACUCUCCUCCUAAAAGCCGUCAGGAGCGUGGAGGACAGAUUCGCCAUUCUUGUAAAACCGAGAACUUCUUUGAGAGUCGCUCAUCAGAGACCGAGCCACUGAGCGCCUAUGGUGGAUGCUGGUGGACUUGGGUCUUGGAUUCUGGACAGACUUGUGACUUCCUUGUCUGUUUCACAAAACAUCAACAUUAAAGUGCUGCUACCUCUUGA